Messenger RNA from Auanema sp. JU1783, 1761 nucleotides. The record is from the annotation of a GenBank genome assembly. Lineage: Eukaryota; Metazoa; Nematoda; Chromadorea; Rhabditida; Rhabditidae.
AUGGAGCGAGCUCAUCCUCCUCUUCGACGUGUUAUGCAUGGAAGUCCACAGAAAGUUGAUCCAUCACUAUGUAUAUCAACUGCUACAGUGAUAGAUGGAAAUUCAUAUUAUUCACCAUCAUCAUCUAGUACAUGCUCUUCCACACCUUCAACUCCUCCAGCAAAUGUGUCAACACCGUCAUUGCCGUCACCUCUGCAAUCUUGCAAACAGCAAGCUUUGUUGCCAAAAUAUCCAACAAGAUUAUCAUUAUCUUCCACGCCAUCUGGAGCAGGAAGUUGGAAUCUUGCUGAUUAUCAACAACAGUUUGAUUAUGACUCCUGUUAUUCUUCGAGCUCGGAAGAAAGUCAUGUGUCUCUAAGUCGUGAAAACUCCGACGGCUUAUCAAGAAAGAUUGCGCAGCUCAAUAUAGACGAAGGAGUCAUACUUGAAACUAUCGACAUUCCUGCUGACCUGCUGCAGUUUGCCAGAAAUGUUGGCUACACAGAGGAGCAGUUGAGAACAGUUUUGAACAAAGUUGGAGCAGAAGCUGGCCAAGAUCGAAUACUGGCUGAACUGGUAAACACGGGACAAGCUAGUUUAGAGAAAGGACAAGUUGAAGCAUCUGCAAGCUCUUUGAAAUCAACUUCUUCGCCCCAACUUCGCUCUAUUGUUAUCGAUGGCUCAAAUAUUGCAAUGGCACACGGAAGAAAAGAAGUCUUUUCUUGUGCUGGAAUUAGAGAUUGCGUCCAAUUCUUUGUUGACAAGGGUCAUCAAGACAUUUUAGUUUUCAUUCCUCACUUUCGAAGGGAAGUAGCUCGAGCUGAUUGUCCUCUUACCGAUCAGCACGUGCUUACUGAAUUAGAUAAUGAAGGAAGGAUCAUAUGGACUCCAUCAAGACGAAUUAAUGGCCGGAGAAUUGUUUGUCAUGACGACCGUUAUAUUUUGAAAACAGCCGAUGAGAAGGACGCUGUAAUUGUUUCAAAUGAUGAAUAUAGAGAUUUAGUACGAGAGAACCCGCAAUAUGCCAAACUAGUAGAGAAUAGAUUACUGAUGUACUCAUUUGUGGAUGGGAAGUUUAUGCCACCUGAUGAUCCUCUCGGAAGACACGGACCUACUCUAGAUCAGUUUCUGUCUAAACACUCUUCGACUUCUAAUUCUCAAUUAUGUCCAUAUGCCAGAAAAUGCACAUAUGGAAAUAAGUGCAAGUACUUCCACCCAGAGAGGCCCAAUGGAGUUCAUGUGAGUGCAACUGAUAGGAUCAUUCGAGAGAGAAAUCAGAAAAAGAAUCCUAUUUUACAUCACUCGUUGUCUCAAAUGGACUCCCUCAACAAGUCACGUUUAACACUAGGAAGAACCAGAUCAUUAAACACUCACAUGGUGCAUGUAAUGAAUCAGGAAAACAAUCCAAUGACUGUUCCAAUAACCGCUUUCCAACCGUCAUGGCACCCACCAACCCAUCAAACUGUAGCUCGAAAUCAAUCAAUGCCCAUCCCUUCAACUUACAAAAAGCAGCCUCAAGACAUUGAAUACCAACAAUAUAACUUAUUUGCUCCUUCAACAGCCGUUUGGGGUCGCUCAGAGCUCAGUGUAGGGCCUGUUGAUACUAAUAACUCAUCAGACUCCAAAGACCAAGAACGAGCUAAACUGCAGUAUAACCUCUGUCAAUUAUUCCCAGAAGCUGUUGUUUUGAAUGUGAUGGCUGCUCAUCCAGAUGAGACAAGAUCUCAAGUUCUUUGUGAGCAUAUUCUAGCUAUGAAUAAAAGAUUUUAUGCAACUCAUUAG